Molecule: messenger RNA, 1209 nt
Organism: Aspergillus homomorphus CBS 101889
Lineage: Eukaryota; Fungi; Ascomycota; Eurotiomycetes; Eurotiales; Aspergillaceae
Product: ubiquitin family protein
Exons: 3
Coding region: 1-918 (305 amino acids)
Biological process (GO): protein ubiquitination; modification-dependent protein catabolic process
Cellular component (GO): cytoplasm; nucleus
Molecular function (GO): ubiquitin protein ligase binding; protein tag activity
Source: RefSeq, a predicted model, not a curated record
AUGCAGAUCUUCGUCAAGACAUUGACCGGCAAGACUAUCACCCUCGAGGUCGAGUCGAGCGACACGAUCGAUAACGUCAAGUCCAAGAUUCAAGACAAGGAGGGCAUCCCCCCCGAUCAGCAGCGCUUGAUCUUCGCCGGCAAACAACUUGAGGACGGCCGCACUCUUUCCGACUACAACAUUCAAAAGGAGUCUACCCUUCACCUCGUGCUUCGCCUUCGUGGUGGUAUGCAGAUUUUCGUCAAGACCCUCACUGGCAAGACCAUCACCCUCGAGGUUGAGUCGAGCGAUACUAUCGAUAAUGUCAAGUCCAAGAUCCAGGACAAGGAGGGCAUUCCUCCCGAUCAGCAGCGCCUGAUCUUUGCUGGCAAGCAGCUUGAGGACGGCCGUACCCUUUCCGACUACAACAUCCAGAAGGAAUCCACUCUCCACUUGGUCCUGCGUCUACGUGGUGGUAUGCAGAUCUUUGUCAAGACUCUCACUGGAAAGACCAUCACUUUGGAAGUCGAGUCAUCAGACACCAUCGACAAUGUGAAGAGCAAAAUUCAAGACAAGGAGGGCAUUCCACCUGACCAGCAACGUCUCAUUUUCGCAGGAAAGCAAUUGGAAGAUGGCCGGACCCUCUCGGAUUACAACAUUCAAAAGGAAUCUACGUUGCACUUGGUUCUCCGUCUCCGUGGUGGUAUGCAGAUUUUUGUCAAGACCCUGACAGGCAAGACGAUCACAUUGGAAGUUGAAUCCUCAGACACAAUCGACAACGUUAAGUCCAAGAUUCAAGACAAGGAGGGCAUCCCGCCGGACCAGCAGCGUCUAAUCUUCGCUGGUAAGCAGCUUGAAGAUGGACGUACGCUCUCUGAUUACAACAUUCAGAAGGAGAGCACGCUGCAUCUGGUUCUUCGCCUCCGUGGUGGAAACUGAUUCUUGAUUCCAUCUGAUGCAUUCUACCUAGGUAGUCGCCAACCAAGAUUGUGAGAGGAAACAACAGGUAGCAACAAUUUCGCCCAUGAUGCGCUUCAUAUGGAUGAAGAUGUCAACGCGAACUGAACAGGACAUCAAUAACCCGUUGGGGGAGGAGAAAAUCUAGGACGACUUCCAGGAUGAGUAAAUUCGGAUUUAAAGGUUAACUGAGCUGCAUGGCGUUGGGAAGGUUUUUGCUGGCGUUUAUGACAACAUGAUUAAUUUGAUGGCUAAGCCGGACGUAUGAUUGCG